CCGAGGGGAGUUAGCCGGCCCGCAGCCGCCCAGCCAGUGCUGCGCUGCAGGCUGCGGACUGAGGCUGCACCAUGAAGCUGCCCGUCCUGCUCUGGGCCCUGCUGCUGCUCGCGACAGCCCCUGGCCCGGGCCCCCGGCCUGCAGCAGGUGCCCGGGGGAGCUGUUCCCACCGCUGUGGAGACCGGGAUGAGCUGUGCUCCUGCCACCCGACCUGCUUCGGCCUGAGCACCUGCUGCUCGGACUUCCGGGACUUCUGCCUAGAAGUCUCGCCCUAUUCGGGCUCCAUGAUGGGCGGCAAGGACUUCGUAGUGCAGCACCUCAACUGGUUCAACCCCACGGAUGGUGUGAUCUGCAGGUUUAAGGAGAGCAUCCAGACCCUCGGGCACGUGGACUCCUCUGGACAUGUGCACUGCGUGUCCCCCUUGCUGUAUGAGACGGGCCGCAUCCCCUUCACCCUCUCCAUGGACAAUGGUCGCUCCUUUCCCCGCUCUGGGACUUGGCUAGCUGUGCACCCCAACAAAGUGUCGAAGACGGAGAAGAGUGAGCUGGUGAAUGAGACCCGCUGGCAAUACUACGGCACCGCUGGCAUUACGGGUAACCUCUCCCUGACUUGGGAGCCCUCGGCUCUGUCCACACAGUUUGUCACCAUCGAGCUCUGGGGUUAUGAGGAGACAGGGAAGCCAUAUUCAGAUAAGUGGGCAGCAAAGUGGUCGUACCUGUACCCCCUGGCCACAAGCAUCCCCAACUCUGGCUUCUUCACCUUCACUCCAAAACCCGCUCCUCAGAACUACCAGAGAUGGGAAGUGGGUGCACUUCGGAUCGUCAACAGCAAAUACUACGCGGGGGAGAAGGACGUGCACGCAGUCUGGAGCAACGAGCACGCUCUGGCCUGGCACCUGGGUGAGGACUUCCAGGCGGACCCCGAGGCCUGGGCCCGGGCCCAGUGCCUGGCCUGGGAGGAGCUGGAGGACCAACUGCCCAACUUCCUGGAGGAGCUGCCUGACUGCCCCUGCACCCUGGCACAGGCCCGGGCUGACUCUGGCCGCUUCCACACGGACUAUGGCUGUGACAUCGAGCACGGCAGCGUGUGCACCUACCACCCUGGGGCCGUGCACUGUGUGCGCUCCGUGCAAGCCAGCCCCCGGUACGCCUCCGGUCAGCAGUGCUGCUACACGGAGGCCGGCACCCUGCUCCUGACGGCCGACUCAACCGGGGGCAGCACCCCGGACCGUGGCCACGACUGGGGUGCGCCCCCAUUCCGCACGCCGCCCCGCGUGCCUGGUCUCUCCCAUUGGCUCUACGAUGUUGUCAGCUUCUACCACUGCUGCCUCUGGGCGCCCGAGUGCUCGCGGUACAUGCGGCGGCGGCCCUCCAGUGACUGUCGCAGCUACCGGCCGUCGCGCCUAGCCUCCGCUUUCGGGGACCCACACUUUGUGACCUUCGAUGGUGCCAACUUCUCGUUCAACGGGCGUGGUGAAUACGUGCUGCUGGAGGCCACGCUGACCAACUUGAGGGUGCAGGGGCGGGCCCAGCCCCGGACAACUUCUGACGGCACGCAGGACCGAGGCACAGGGCUGACGGCCGUGGCUGUCCAGGAGGGCAAUUCUGACGUGCUGGAGGUCCGGCUAGCAGGUGGGGAGGGGGUCCUGCAGGUGCUGCUGAACCAGGAGGUGCUCAGCUUUACCGAGCAGAGCUGGAUGGACCUGAAGGGAAUGUUCCUGUCCGUAGCUGCCGAAGACAGUAUAUCCAUCAUGCUGUCCUCAGGGGCUGGCCUGGAGGUCAGCGUCCAGGGGCCAUUCCUGAGUGUGACUGUCCUCCUGCCUGAGAAGUUCCUUACCCACACGCAAGGCCUUCUCGGUACACUGAACAAUGACCCCACAGAUGACUUCACCCUGCGCAACGGGAAGGUCCUGCCCUCCAAGGCUGCUUCCCGUGAGCUGUUCCGCUUUGGGGCCGACUGGGCGGUGGAGAACGCCUCGUCCCUGCUCACCUAUGACUCCUGGUUCCUGGUCAACAACUUCCUGUAUCAGUCCAAGCACGACCACACCUUUCAGCCCCUGUUCCCCGAGGAGACCAUCCCCAACCCCAGUCUGGCCGCUGAGGCAGCUGAAGUGUGUGGGGACAACCAGUUCUGCACAUUUGACGUGAUGGCCACCGGGAGCCUGCGUGUAGGCAAUGCCACGCGGACGGCCCACCAGUGGCACCAGCAUCGCGUGCAGAGUCUGCAGCCCGUGACGUCCUGCGGCUGGCUGGCUCCGCCCCCCAAUGGGCGCAAGGAGGGUAUCGGGUACCUGUCGGGCUCCACCGUCUACUUCCACUGCAACAGCGGCUACAGCCUGUUUGGGGCAGAGGCCAGCACCUGCCAGGCUGAUGGCACCUGGUCCAGGCCCAGCCCCAUGUGCCAGCCAGGAACGAUCCAUACCAGAGGACUGGCUGGUGAAACAGCGCAGUGCCCCGGGAGCGGUGGUCACUGACACUUACCCUAACCUGCCGAGAGGGACCGGGCCCCUCACCCUGCUUGCUACAAGGAGCCCUCACGCUUUUUGCUCUUUGCCGGAUAAACAAAACAUGUGGUGAGGCCCACGUCUACUUGGCUAGGCUGAACAUUCCC
Molecule: messenger RNA, 2611 nt
Organism: Ailuropoda melanoleuca (giant panda)
Lineage: Eukaryota; Metazoa; Chordata; Mammalia; Carnivora; Ursidae
Gene: SUSD2
Product: sushi domain containing 2
Exons: 14
Coding region: 72-2474 (800 amino acids)
Source: RefSeq, a predicted model, not a curated record